Morchella importuna is the source of this 714-nucleotide messenger RNA. RefSeq lists its product as uncharacterized. NCBI's taxonomy places the organism in Eukaryota, Fungi, Ascomycota, Pezizomycetes, Pezizales, Morchellaceae. The transcript is spliced from 4 exons. The record is from RefSeq and is a predicted model, not a curated record. Gene Ontology annotation, molecular function: ferrous iron binding; cysteine dioxygenase activity. Gene Ontology annotation, biological process: L-cysteine catabolic process. Bases 1 to 714 code for a protein of 237 amino acids.
AUGGCUCCAUCAGCAGUUCAGCAAACCCCUCCCGAUACUGUCAUCACCGAAGCUUAUACCCAACCCAUCAAAAAAUGCAUGUGUCUAAAGUUCGAUACGGAUAGACCUCUCAAUGAGUUCGAAAACCUAGUCGAGGAUAUCAAGCGGGUUCUUGGCCCGUCCUCCGGUAUCAACAGCGCCGAUGUCGAUGUUAAAGAUUUGAUCAGGGUCAUGGAGCGAUACACCUCCGAUGAAUCCCAUUGGGGAGGGUUCGCGCUAGAAGAUUUGAGCAGGAACUACACACGAAACUUUGUUGACCACGGGAAUGGAAAGGCCAAUUUAUUGAUUCUUGUGUGGACUCCCGGGAAGGGCAGUCCUGUGCAUGAUCACGCAGAUGCGCAUUGUAUCAUGAAGAUACUUAAGGGAAAGCUCCAAGAAACACUAUACGAAAUUCCUUCGGAAGUUGCUGUAGAUCAGCCUUUAAAGGUCGAGAAGGUUACUGUCUAUGGUACUGACGAGGUUACCUAUAUCUCGGACGAUAUUGGCCUUCAUCGUGUUGAAAACCCAGACCCAGAAAACAUCGCCGUAUCACUACACCUUUACACCCCUCCAUGGGCUGAAAAACGUGGUUGUUACUGUUUCUGCCCUAAAACAGGAAAGAAGAACAAAGUUCAAAUGAGCAACUACUACUCAGUUCAGGGGAAAAUUGAAAAGAUCAAGGGCGCGAGCUGUUGA